Morchella sextelata is the source of this 2781-nucleotide messenger RNA. RefSeq lists its product as uncharacterized. The record is from RefSeq and is a predicted model, not a curated record. The coding region runs from base 1 to 2781 and encodes 926 amino acids. The transcript is spliced from 6 exons. NCBI's taxonomy places the organism in Eukaryota, Fungi, Ascomycota, Pezizomycetes, Pezizales, Morchellaceae.
AUGCUUCCGAGAGCACCCCCGUGUGCUAUACGAGCAUCCUCGGGUGCUGUACGAGCAUCCUCGGGUGCUGUACGAGCACCCCCGGGUGCUGUACGAGCAUCCUCGGGUGCUGUACGAGCACCCCCGGGCGCUCCCACCAGUGCUGCAUAUGGUGCCCCAAGCCGUGCUGAAUAUGAAUGGCUGGGAAAUCAAUAUUCACUGCUGGAGCACGAUCAACCUGCAGAGACCCCCGACAACACUGACGAGAGCCCAGAGAGCAUUCCCGAUUACUAUUCAGACACGCAUUACGAUUCAGAGUCGGACAUUUUCGACCAAGAUUCGGGUAACAAUUCGGACCUCGAAUCCGAAUCAUAUUUCGUGAUGGAAGAGGCAGAUGGCGAUUCAAAUGGGCAUAGUAGGGCAUCUACGACAGUUUACGAGGGUGCUGGGGAGCCACUUUACCGCUCGGAGGACUACGACGAAAUAGCACGCUAUUUCACACUGUCCAAAGCCUCACAGGGGAACAUCGACAGCUUCUUUCUACACGCUCCGCCGAGUAGUGGCGAGUGCUUCUACAGCACUGCGCGGGGUUUUAUCAAGAGGUUGGAGGAAAUGAACGAUACACUGGGAAAGGUGAGCUGGAAUCAUUCGGAGGUGGAUAUUGGGGGGGAGAAGAUCUCUUACUACUACCGGGAUCCAAUGGUAAUCGUCCGAUAUCUUCUAGGGCAACGUGCCUUCCGGGAGUCAUUGGUGUAUUCGCCCGUGGUGGAGCAUAAUGAAUUCGGCGAGCGAAUGUACGGGGAAAUGCAUACAGGAGAUUGGUGGUGGGAGAUACAGAAUACGUUAACGGAGGGGUCCACUGUCGUACCAAUUAUCUGCGCGUCGGAUGGCACACAUCUGACAAAUUUCAGCGGGGACAAGAAAGCCUGGCCAAUCUAUCUUACCAUCGGGAACAUCAAGUCGUCGGUGCGCAACAAGCCCACAGGGCAUUCAUUCAUUCUCCUAGGGCUGCUACCAGUGCCACCGAAGCUCGGAAAGAAUACAACACUCGCUAAUUCCGUUUUAAGACGUCAGAGUCAAAUGGCACUGCAUCGUGCCCUUGGGGAGAUCUUUCAAAGCAUUCGCGAGUGCUCUCAGGAGGGCGAGCUAAUCAAAUGCGCCGACGGCUACGAACAACUAUGCUUUCCGGUGCUCUCGGGCUGGAUCGCCGAUCAACCCGAGCAUUCAAACUUGCAAAACAUUAGCACUAGUGCUUGCCCGAGAUGCGAGGUGGAGUUUCACAAUCUUGGGAGCACUCAUCGAAGCUCUAUGCGCAAUCACGAGGACUACAGGGAGAGGGUACAGCUAUUUGGCGAGAACCCGGGCAAUCUAGAACCGGUAGAAUACCUUGUUGGGAGAUCCGUCAAAACACUCUUCAAUGCUUUCUGGGGUAUGCCGAGGGGUUUCUUGAAGAAGCAUCAUCGAUUGGAGGAAUUCGACAAAGCUUGGGCUUCGAUUGCGCCUUACCCUGGACUAGCAGUACCAAACAAGGCAUAUCGUUCUACCACCCAAUGGCAAGGGAAAGAGAUGCGGAAUCUGGGGCGGGUCGUUCUAGGAGCACUCGCGGCUGCUCUGAGAAACCCGGGAGUGGCUGUCAGGAGCGACUUCGCAAAAGCUUUGAAAUGCGUUCGAAGCCUAAUAGACUUCCACUUAAUGGCGCAAUAUGGGAGUGAUACAACGAGCACACUGGACUAUAUGGAGAGCUAUCUCGAGGAUUUCCAUAAACACAAGGAUAUCUUUUUAGAAUUCAGGGCGUACAAGAAGACGUUGAAGGAUGCGAGAGAUCGAACGAAAGCAAUUAGUGGCUCCCAGAGCACCCAGCGAGGCUUGGAGGAGAUCUGGGAGAUUCGGGAAAGAUCGCACUUCAACUUCAUCAAAUUGCACGUCUUAAUGCACUACCGGGAGCAUGUUGAGUGCUUUGGUAGCAUUCCUCAAUACUCCACGGAUGUCAGCGAGCUUGCCCAUGUACGGCAGGUAAAAGAAGCUUACAGAGCGUCCAACAAGGUUGAUGCUGCGACGCAGAUACUGGACUAUGGAGGGAGGCGAUUGGCCCAUCGGGAUAACCUCAAGGAGUUGCUCGACAUUUUCAAGAUCGAGGACCGCAAGAAAACGCCAAAUGAACGCUCAAUAGUAGAAAGCGGACUGCCCCUGAAGCGUCUUUGCAACCCCUCCGCGAAAUCGGAAAGACUUUUCAACGUGGCAGACGGACUGCAAAUGAGCUAUCUCACGCUAUAUCGCCUGAUAAAGGAGUAUGCCGAGGAUGCGGGAUGCUCUCAGAGCUUUGCCGGAAGCUCUGAGAGCAUGUUGGAGUGCCGGGUGGAGGUUUUCACAUGCUUGCAGGUUCCGAUACCAAUCUUCCAAAGGCCUGACGUAUACGAGGUUCACAACAUCAGGUGUACGGGAACAGCAUCUUUUAGGAAGGGGAAAAUAAGAAAGGAUUGGGCAUGGGUAUCGGUAGGUUCCUCAGAGCAGUGGGGAGUGUUUCGGGGACGCUUACCAGGACGUGUGGAGGCUCUGUUCAAGGUGCGGGAUAGCACAGGGCGCGCACAUAGACUAUGUGUAGUUGAGCUGCUUGAGGCGAAGGAUCGUGGUAUCGCUGAUAGCUCACAUGGGCUGCUGAAGGUCUGUAGGAGGAGGAGGAAGAGGAUGUGGGUCGUGAAUAUUCGGAGUAUAUUAGGAAUGGCCCAUUUGUUCGAGGUGGAUGCUGGCAAUUGGCUGGUAAAUACUAGGAUAGAUUUGCGUACGUGGAAUGAAUUCAGUUGA